AUGGAAAAUACAAGAAGUAAUGAUACAAGUGAAUCCUCAGAGACUCGUAUGAGUCGUGUAGAACAAAUGCUUGCAGUGCUGAUAGAAACAGUGAUGCAACAACAAAGGCAACAACCUUUGCCCCUACCGCCUCCACCAGCACAAAAUGAGCCAGGCAAUAAUGAUAUAAUCAACUUGACUCAGAAAUUCAUGAAGAUGAAACCGCCAACUUUCCUGGGAAGUAUUGAACCAUUAAAGGCUGAAACAUGGUUGUUAGAAAUGGAGAAAUUAUUCAAAGUGUUUCCCUAUUUUGAGAUUCAGAAAGUUCUUUUGGCCACCUACACUCUGAAAGAUAAAGCCCGGAGAUGGUGGUUAUUGAUCCGAAAUAAUAAUGGAAAUAUGACAUGGGCUCAAUUUAAUGCGAUCUUCUAUGACAAGUACUUUCCUCAGUGCUUUCAGGACCGAAAGGUUUUAGAAUUUCAGGAACUCAAGCAAGCCAACAUGUCUGUAGCCGAGUAUGAGGCUAAAUACACGGAACUAGCUCGGUUUGCUCCUUAUAUAGUGGAUACGGACUAUGAGAAAGCUCGCAAAUUUGAGGGUGGAUUGGAUUUAGAUAUACUAGAUCGGGUAGGAGUCCUCAACCUACCUACGUAUGUGAAUGUAUUGGAUAGGGCAUUGAUGGUGGAAGCCAUUUUGGCAGCAAAGAAACAAGCUCUUGUCCUAACAAGCUAUUAUCGUAGAUUUGUAAAAGAUUUUUCCAAACUUGCUCUACCGCUUGCUCAAUUGACACAGAAAGCUACAUCAUUUGAUUGGACUGAUCAAAGAGAGACUGCUUUCCGAGAGUUAAAGACCAGAUUAGUAACUACACCAAUUUUGACUUUACCUAAUGGUACUGAUGGGUUUCAGAUUUAUAGCGAUGCGUCCUACAAAGGUUUGGGUUGUAUUAUGUAUUAUCCGGGAAAAGCUAAUACUGUGGCAGAUGCCUUGAGCCGAAAGUCAAUAGGAAAUUUGUCAUGCUUGCUCACUGGUCAGAAAGAAUUACUAUGUGACUUGGAAAAGAAUGAGAUUGAGGUUGUAUUGCGAGAACAAGGUGGAGUCUUAGCCGCUAUCUUCGCCCAACUUGCAAUCAUUGAAGAAGUAAGAGAGAAACAACUGCAAGAUGAAUUUUUGAAAAAGAUCGUGGAUGAAAUUGACUCAAAACCAAGGCCCGGGUUUGUACUUGAGAAUAAAGUGUUGAAAUUUUAG
Molecule: messenger RNA, 1224 nt
Organism: Camellia sinensis
Lineage: Eukaryota; Viridiplantae; Streptophyta; Magnoliopsida; Ericales; Theaceae
Source: RefSeq, a predicted model, not a curated record